Messenger RNA from Drosophila kikkawai, 2367 nucleotides. RefSeq names its product PI4KA lipid kinase complex subunit hyccin (gene Hyccin). The record is from RefSeq and is a predicted model, not a curated record. NCBI's taxonomy places the organism in Eukaryota, Metazoa, Arthropoda, Insecta, Diptera, Drosophilidae. Gene Ontology annotation, biological process: phosphatidylinositol phosphate biosynthetic process; protein localization to plasma membrane. Gene Ontology annotation, cellular component: plasma membrane.
CAGCCCUGGUUUAUUUUGGGGAAAAAAUUAAGAGGGAGCAGCAGUGGAGAGACGGGUGAUAAAUUAAUUAGCCACUGCUACCACAUAACCCGCGGCGCUCCGGAUAUAAGAAACUCGUACGCAACUCGCAAGCACUGACCCACCAGUUAUUGCUAGAUUUCCAGCUGCCAACCAGGGUCAAGAUCGCUGCUGCAGCUGCUUUGGGUGCGGAGGACGAUGGCCGAACUGGUGCGGGAUUGGCUGGCGGACUACCAGCGGACGCGGGGCCAGCCGGCCGAGGCGGAGGCGUUCGUUGUGGAGCACGAAACGGACCCGGAGAUCGCCGAGGCCAUCUUCACCAUCUUCAACGAGCGGCAGCGCAAUGAGGCGAUGGUGCACGACAUCUGCCAGCAGCUGCUGGCCUUCUACCGCUCGCCGGAGCUGACGCUGCACAAAUUUCCGCUGCAGUUCAUCCCGGUGCUCAUUUACACGUACCUGCACUCGGUGGCCGGGGGCGAUAAGAAGGCGGCCCGCGGCGUGGAGACGCUACUCAUCUGCAUUUACAACGGCGAGGUGUCCACCGAUGAUGGCGGCCAGCGCGUGGUGGCCUUUCGCAUGCCCAUCCUGGCCCAGACGUCGGUCUACCACGAGCUGAAGAACCUGCCCAUGACGGACCUGCGGCGAUGGGAGGAGAACUGCAACCGGGAGGUCAAAUGGGGUCCGCACCAGCGCAUCGAGUCGAUACAUGCGCAGAACCGCAUGCGUAUCCUUACGGCGCUGCUCUUCUGCUACAACCAGCAGGUUAGCCAGACGCAGAAGUCCUCGCUGCUCCACCUGUGCCGCGUUACGUCGCAGCUAGUCAACCAGGGCUUCACCACGAAGUCGGGGCACGGCCACCGCAUGAGUUAUGGCUCCGAUCCGGUAACGGGAACCCCCUUUCCCAAACCCUCCUCGCCACGCAUUCCACUGUCCGCGGCCUUCCUGAUCGAACUGGUGCACGCAAUCUACUUCGCCAUGUUCAAUGGCUAUGGCACGAUAGCCAUUCAGACGCUGGACGAUAUCCACAACCGGGCCACCUACGAGAUGUACUCGGAGUUGAUACUGGUCACCAGUGCGGUGCGCAACUCGCUGCACGCCAAUCCUUCCGGUCAGCCCAACGACGGCCCCAUGGGCCUCAGUGUGGCCUUGACGCCGGCCACCACGACAGUGACCACAUCUGUGUCCAAAUCCAUGAUAACGAACGCCUCCUUCCGCACGAAAAAACUGCCCGACGACAUACCCAUUCAGGUGCAAGACCUCACCAUGCCGCAGGCGCCGCAGCAGCUGGCCAGCGUGACGGAGGAGGCGGAACCCGGCUCUAAGGAGUCCCCAUCGACAAAGGAGAAGGAGAGCUCCGGCUCGCGUACUUCCAUAAUGCGACCCAGCAUGGAGGGGAUCAAGGCGCAGGCACACAAGGCGCUCAUUGCGGGCUUCAAGAAGUCCAAGGAUAAGGAGAAGGAGAAGGACAAGGAGCCGCCAAAGCCGCCGCAGCGGAAGUUCGACAAGCACACCCAACGCAACUCGUUGCUCCAGCUGCAGGCGGAGAGUCCCAGUGCGAACGCCACCUGUGGGGGGGAUGUGGGCGGUGAUGUGCUGCCCUUGCAGACACUCUCGCUGAUCAACGAGAACGGGAGCAAUAGCUUUAGCGUGGACAGCGACCUCAACGAUGGGGUAAUGGCCGUGAAUGUCACACCCCUGCCCGCGCUGAGCAGCACCACCAACUCGGUGACCAGCAGUGACCUGCUCACCAAGAGCUUUGACUCCAGCAUCGAAAUGGCGCCGCUGGGUCACAGCAGCAGCAACGGCGGCAAGCUGGCCGAGCAUGGCCUGACAGCGACGGCGGCGGCGGAGUAGAGUCUGUGUGUGUAAGCCAAAUCCAAGUAUCAAGAAUAUAUAUAUAUAUUUACAAACAUUGCAAGGGCUAAGAGGGAGGAGCCAGCCGCCCCAACUAUAUAUGUAUUCGCCACCUCAACUACCGCUCGGUAUUAUCCGUAACAGAAGCCGGAGUUGAUUUGAAUUUAUGGAUUAAGGAUCGUUUGAAUUUGUUGAAUUUGCUGAUGGGUUUCCUUAGUUGUUUGUGCGCGCAUGCAUAUGUAUUAUCUAUUGUAUAUUCCAAGGCCCAAUUGUGGGUUAGGCUAGGUGUUGCUAAUGCCUCAAAUUGUGGGAGAAACUGUGCUCCCGGUGCAUUUCACUCGUUUUAGGGCAAGGCAGCAGCAGGCACACACACAUUCGGCCACCAGGCAACUUCAAUUGAAUUCUACAGGUAACCGGAUUAGUUCUGUCACUUAUUAGCAUAUAUAUAUACAUAUAUACAGGCAUGUGUAAACUAAUAUAUACAUACAAAUAUUU